GUCUCGUUCUCCACCUCUUCGUCAGCAUUCAACGACGGAAUACCUACCUUACAUGAUCCACAGUCGGUCUCCGCCAGGGCUGCUGCCAUUGUUUCCAUCAUACUCUCUGUGUCGGCUGGGACCAUCUAACCAGUACUCACAUAUGAUGGGGUUGGAUAUGCCAGGAUUUCUGCCUGGAAGUAAUUUUUUAUUACCUUGGGACAUCCCUGUCAAAAGUGAACAAGAAAAAUGGCCAACCGUCUCGGAGACGUUUGGGGCUGUUAAAAAACGACAGUUGAGAAAACUAACUAAAGUUGCAGCGGAAGGUGUAGAACCUGUGACUUCAGUUCGAGUCUUCUUGGGAAUGGAGUAUGAGUGUCCACGAGGCCAUCGCUUUUUCUGCAGUGGGCCAGACAAAGUGAUCAAGGUUUCUUCAAAUAGCAUAGUCAAGGACAAUGCCAGCAGACUGGUUCAGAUGGAUAUGCCUCUGUACACAGCUUGCCAUUACAAGCAACCAAAAGGCUGCAUGGCACAAAUGAUGAGAAUCUACAUUGUGACACCCUGUGAUGUGGCCAACUGUCCACCGGUCCGUGUCCAGAUCAACCCCUACAUUCAGCCUUGUCCUGCCCCUUGUCCACAGUUUCAUCCUGGGCUGGACUCUCCGCUGGAAUUACCACAAGAUGGCAUUUGGGUGCUACGAUUACCACAUAUCUACAGAGAUGAGAACCAGACCUACCUGAUGCCCAAUGACCACAACUGUUACCUGCUGAAAGGAAUGUUCACAUACAGGAUUUUGUGA
This is a messenger RNA of Candidula unifasciata, 778 nucleotides long. Lineage: Eukaryota; Metazoa; Mollusca; Gastropoda; Stylommatophora; Geomitridae. The record is from the annotation of a GenBank genome assembly.